Molecule: messenger RNA, 1410 nt
Organism: Nyctereutes procyonoides (raccoon dog)
Lineage: Eukaryota; Metazoa; Chordata; Mammalia; Carnivora; Canidae
Gene: CLTRN
Product: collectrin, amino acid transport regulator
Exons: 6
Coding region: 92-760 (222 amino acids)
Source: RefSeq, a predicted model, not a curated record
CUAAUCCGGGUCACAGAAUGGCUAAGGCAGCUUUAAGUGGAGCCUGGAUUUUCCCCUGCUUCCUUUGCCUUGUGUUUUGCCUUCUGAAACAAUGUUGCGCCUGCUCUUUGUCCUGGUGCCUGCGAUUCAUGCUCAACUGUGUCAGCCAGAUGCAGAGAAUGCUUUUAAAGUAAGACUUAGUAUCAGAACAGCUCUGGGAGAUAAAGCAUAUGUCUGGGAUACAAAUGAGGAAUAUCUUUUCAAAGCAAUGGUGGCUUUCUCCAUGAGAAAAGUUCCCAACAGAGAAACAACAGAAAUUUCCCACGUCCUACUUUGCAAUGUAACCCAGCGGGUGUCAUUCUGGUUUGUGGUUACAGAUCCUUCAAAAAAUCACACCCUUCCUGCUGUUGAGAUACAGUCGGCCAUAAGAAUGAAUAGGAACCGGAUCAACAAUGCCUUCUUUUUGAAUGACCAGACUCUGGAAUUUUUAAAAAUUCCUACCACUCUUGCACCACCCACUGAUCCAUCUGUGCCCAUCUGGAUUAUUAUAUUCGGUGUGAUAUUUUGCAUCGUCAUAGUGGCAGUCGUGUUAUUGAUUUUAUCAGGAAUCCGGCAACGUAGAAGGAAGAGCAAAGAACCAUCUGAAGCAGAUGACACUGAAGAUAAGUGUGAAAACACGAUCACAAUUGAGAAUGGCAUCCCCUGCGAUCCUCUGGACACGAAGGGAGGGCACAUUAAUGACGCCUUCAUGACAGAGGAUGAGCGGCUCACCCCUCUCUGAAGGGCUGCUGUUUAACUUCCCCAAGAAACCCAACACUUAUUUCUGUGCAACUGCUGAGCAUUAUAAAUUAUCAAGGGCAGAUCAUCUAUUUUGUUUCACCUCUUCUUUUGUAAGAAAUUUUGCAUAUGCAUGAAGGUAAAAGGCAAUCAGUUAUACCCAUGAAGACCAUCGGAAUCAUAAACUGUUGACUACUCAAAAUACUCUAAAAUAUUUCUCUGACAACACAGUGUAUAAGUGUAGUCAGUCAUGUGGUGUCUUUAGUUGUUGGUUUAAAAGUGCAUUAGUGUUAAGCAUUUCUAGAAAUAGGAUCAGGCUACUACAUAUAUAUAUAUUUUUCACACUUUGAAAACCUAAGGAGAAAUAUUUUUCCAGUGGAGAAUACCCAUAAUAUGGUGUAGAAGUCUUUGAAAAUGGAUCCACUUAGAAUACUUUUUAUAUCAUUAUGUGACUGACUAAGCAAGAAUGAAAAAUGAUUGUAAAUGAGAUGGAUGAAAAUGGGAGUGUCGAUACACAAGGUGGAAUUUGAUCCUGUUGUCAUACCAAUACUUAUUCUCUACCAUUCUCUAAUAAGGCAGCCCUAUUGGUUGACUAUUUCUGUAAUUUGUAAAAGUACAAUCUAUGUGAAUUUAAUAAAGUGCUAAUCGUCUCUU